AGAAUGGGUAUGAGUCAUAAUUUUAUUUUAGAUUGCUUGGAAAAAUGAGUAUUUGUAGUCACUUGAAAAAUUUGCUUAUGAUGUGCAACCUAGGAAGGUUUAUGAAUGCUUAUAACGUGUAAUACCUUAUUUAUGUUUUCAUUUCUCCAUUUAUUUGUGGGGUCCAGAUGGUGCUUUACCUUGGAGAGGCAAGUCGACAAUUUGGAUGUACUGAGAUUUUCAAGGAACCUUCAAAGUUUGCUUUGUCUGAUUAUUAUGAAGAGCAUUUUACCGUGCCCCAUCAAAAAAUUGUUUUGGUAACCAAUAAACGAGUUAUGCUUCUGCAGUGUCUUGCUCCUGACAAGAUGGAUAAAAGACCUUGCAAGAUUAUUUGGGAUGUACCCUGGGAUGAGUUGAUGGCACUGGAGCUGGCUAAAGCAGGCAGUUCCCAACCUUCCCUCUUGAUCCUCCAUCUGAAACAUUUCCGGAGAUCUGAAAAUUUUGUGCGAGUAAUAAAAUGCAAUAGUGUGGAAAUGUUUGAAGGAAGAGAACCCCAAGCUAUUAAGAUAUGUUCAGUUGUGCGCAAAACAUGGAAGGCAUAUCAGUCUAACAUGAAAAGCUUGAUUCUAAAGGUUCCUUCAAGUCAGAGACAAGUGCAUUUUUCCUGGACUGAAGUGGAUAGCAGAGAAUCACGGACCUCUAAUAGUAAGGCCAUUAUUAGUUCUAGAGAUAUUUCAUCAAACAGUACAGAAUCUGAUGACAGGCGAUUUGUGAGACACAACAUUAAUUUUUCGAAGAUCUGGAGCAGCGAACAAGAAUACAAUGGUCGAUGUUCAUUGUGCAGCAGAAAACAGAUUUCACGAGAUGGAAGCAUAUGUAGCAUUUGGAGGCCUGUGUGUCCUGAUGGAUAUAUAUAUAUUGGGGAUAUUGCUCGUGUUAGUCCCCACCCUCCAAAUGUGGCUGCUGUCUACCGCAAGAUUGAUGGAUUUUUUGCUCUCCCGAUGGGAUAUGACCUGGUGUGGCGAAACUGCUCGGAAGAUUAUGUUGCUCCGGUAUCAAUUUGGCAGCCACGGGCUCCAGAGGGAUUUGUGGCUCCUGGAUGUGUUGCCGUUGCUGGUUAUUCGGAACCAGAGGCUGAUCUUGUGUACUGUGUGGCUGAGUCAUUGACUGAAGAAACAGAAUUUGAAGAUUUGAAGGUUUGGUCUGCAUCUGACUCAUAUCCGUGGUCCUGUCAUAUCUAUCAAGUACAGAGUGAUGCUUUGCAUUUUGUUGCGCUACGACAAAGCAAGGAUGAAUGCGACUGGAAGCCGAAGAGAAUUCGCGAUGACCCUCACUAUCAGUUGCAAACACCAUAAUCUUAAAUGUUUUAAUCUCCUUUGAAAGAAGGUAGUAAGGUACGUAAGUUGGAACAUUAUUGUUGGAUGCGUCUUUAUUACUACCUUUCCAACAUUCAAUGGUGACGGCUGCCUACGCUCUGUUGCUCGGCUCUUCACUAAUAUUUCAUGGUUUUCACAAUCUAAACAAGGACUGGCCACAGGGCUCUAUUACAAAGGUUCGCCUAUUUCUGAUGUCAUUCCAUUAUAUUCUGAUAGCUCAAUUCCCUGAACCUAAACUCUCUCUACAACAACUUGUGUAUAACCUUUUUUUUUGUUGAAUUCAUUCUUAGCA
Molecule: messenger RNA, 1647 nt
Organism: Vigna umbellata (rice bean)
Lineage: Eukaryota; Viridiplantae; Streptophyta; Magnoliopsida; Fabales; Fabaceae
Source: RefSeq, a predicted model, not a curated record